UCCCCUUUUUAUUCUCUCUUUUACUUUUUACGCUUAUAAUCAAUCCUACACUUUUAUGCCUUAUUUAAUAAAAAAAAAACAUGUACGCAUCUCUCUUCACUUUAUGCAAGGGGCAGGCCGUCACAACAGCAAUAAUAAAAUUUUCUUGCUUGUAUUAUAAUUUUCCUUUAUAUCAUGUUGCGCAUACAGACACGUACAUUUUUUAUUCUCGCACGAAGUUCUCAUACAAUACAGCUAAAACAAGUCUUGAAAAGACCUCUUCAGUACAAGUGGACACCUUUACAACAAACUACUUUAAAAAACCUCAACUUUAGUACUGCUUUACAACGUUCGUUUCUUUCAAAUAAGAAAGAGUUCUUGCCGAGAAAAGAACAGAAAGAAAAGCAGGUAUAUGUGCUUCAAACUGAACAACGCGUAUCUAUUGACACAUAUCCAGGAACUUCGAGAGGAUAUUUAUACGAUCCCCAACAUCCUGACUUUUGGUCGACUAGUGGCAGCACCGUGUGUAGGAUACCUUAUUCUACAGCAUCAAUAUGACCAAGCAUUAGGUUUAUUUGCAUUAGCAGGGUUCACUGAUUUAUUAGAUGGAUAUAUUGCACGAAAAUACAACAUGAAGACAUUGCUAGGCACAAUUAUUGAUCCUUUAGCAGAUAAGGUACUCAUGACAGUCAUGACAGUGACAUUAGCUAUGGAGGGAGUCAUACCAGUACCACUGGCUACUGUCAUUUUGGGUAGAGAUACAGGUCUAAUUUUAUCUGCCUUUUAUUAUCGCUACAUCUCUCUACCAGAACCGAAAACAAUUGCACGUUACUUUGAUGGUUCUAUCCCCUCAGCAGAAGUGAAGCCAACCCAAAUUAGUAAGAUCAAUACAGCACUGCAGUUAGUAUUAAUGGGUCUCUCAUUGACUACUAUGAGCAUGGGUAUGCCUUCAGCUGAAGUAAUGACAGCAUUACAGUGGGUUGUAGGAGGCACUACUGUCUGGUCAGGAGCCAGUUAUAUGUUCUCUAGAAAUGCAGUACGAAUACUAAAACAGUAAAAUAUUUCUUACUUUAAUUAAACUGCUGGCGCGUGCCUUGAGGUGGUACAUUUUUUUUAUACUAAAAAACCUGAUUACAGAAAGACAAAAGAAGUCGAAAGACGGGGG
This is a messenger RNA of Gilbertella persicaria, 1144 nucleotides long. RefSeq names its product CDP-alcohol phosphatidyltransferase-domain-containing protein. Gene Ontology annotation, biological process: cardiolipin biosynthetic process. Gene Ontology annotation, molecular function: CDP-diacylglycerol-glycerol-3-phosphate 3-phosphatidyltransferase activity; cardiolipin synthase activity. The coding region runs from base 392 to 1036 and encodes 214 amino acids. Gene Ontology annotation, cellular component: membrane; mitochondrion. The transcript is spliced from 5 exons. Lineage: Eukaryota; Fungi; Mucoromycota; Mucoromycetes; Mucorales; Choanephoraceae. The record is from RefSeq and is a predicted model, not a curated record.